AUGGUUGCCUCUGAAUCAAAGUGGAUUAAAGGAGGAAAGACUUUGCGCUUGUUUUCUACUUUCUUCUCUUGCAUCCAAGAUCAAAAUAAGCCUAAACACGAAUCUCAGAAGCUGGGAAAAAAUCUUCAGAGAGACAAUAAGGUGUCCCGGGAUGAGAACAGAGCUCUUAGAAGAGAAAACAAGUCCCUGUGGGGAGAAAACAACGCGCUCCGAAGAGAAAACAAAGCCUUCCGAAUGGACAACCAGUUAAUCCGGGGGAAGAACCUGACCCUGAGAGAGCAAAACCAGGUCCUGUGGCAGUUGAAGAAAGCGAUUUUCGAGAGCCAAAAACCACCCGAGGAACAAAUCAAUGUGUUGAGAACAAAAAAUAGGUCUUAUCGGCAACAGAACAAAGCGCUGGAAGCUCAGACCAAGGCUCUCUGGGAACAGGAGAUCGCCUUCCAGAAUGAGGCCAAAGCCCUGGACGAAGAAAUAAAGUCUCUGCACGAGAACAUCGAGGCCCUGCAGCACCAGGAGAGAGCCAUCCAGAUGGAGGAAGUGGCCCUGAAGAAGGAGGGACUAGCGCUGGAGAAGGAGGAGCAGGCGCUGUGGAAGGUGGACCAGGCCCUUCGGGAGGAGAACAAAGCUCUCCGAGAAGAAAAAGGGGCCCUUCAAGAGGAAGAGAAAGCCCUUCUGGAAGAGGCGAAGAUCCUGGAGCAGUGGAAUAAUAUUCUUCAGGGAAAAGACGACACGCACGCUUGCUGA
Molossus molossus (Pallas's mastiff bat) is the source of this 744-nucleotide messenger RNA. Its product is annotated as coiled-coil domain-containing protein 70-like. The coding region runs from base 1 to 744 and encodes 247 amino acids. The transcript has a single exon. The record is from RefSeq and is a predicted model, not a curated record. NCBI's taxonomy places the organism in Eukaryota, Metazoa, Chordata, Mammalia, Chiroptera, Molossidae.